AGGAGGGUGGCUGGCUGGCUCGCUGGCUGGCUGCAGUUUUGGUCAGCACUGGUCAGUCUUGCCCCACACGCUCUAUUAACCAGUGUUUCCGUAUUCCCGGCAGCUUCUCCCUGCACCGAGCACUACCAAGCAGCACCAGAGAGGCACGAGUACGUAAGGAAACAUCCGGGAAGGCGGCGUCUUCCGGAAAGGGGUGAGAGCGGCGCGUGCAGGGCCAGCAGGUGUUGCCCCGGCGAGGAGCGUGGUGCGUGGCGUGCUCUAUAAAUGGCGAGCCCCCAUAAUGGCAAAUAUACGAGUACAUGGUCCUUCAAGAGAAAACAAGUCACAUGUGUGUUUCGUGGUGGCAGUGGCUUUGUUUACGGCCUUAGUGGGGCAAGUUUUACAAGUAGGUAGCAUGUGUUCUUCGGGAGCAGCAAUGCACCGUAGAAUCAGCUUCUCGCCGCCGCUCGAGGACAACGACCCUCCCGUCCCACACCAGCGUCCCGCCAGGAGGGUCACUGGCCGCUCGCUGCUUGGGAACAAGAUUUGGUGCCGAGAAUGGGCAAGAUGAGACACACAGCCGCCAUCUAUGGGUGCACGGCGCGCGUCACGAAUCAUGACAGACGCGACAUGGCGACGCUCAACUCUCGGCGUGAAGCUAGACCACGCACGAGCAGGGAGGAGUGUGGGUGAUGUGUGCAGUGAGUCUGAUGGCACGCCAAGCUCCUGGCACUGUGGCAUUAUCCCGUAGCCUCCUGUCGCGCCCCCUCGGUCCCCUGAUAUUUUUGUCAAGGAUGACUCAUUAUAGCAGCAACAUUAAGUGACAAAAACAGAGCUGUAAUUUUAAGGAAGCCUACUUCUUCCUGGUGUCAUCUAUAUGACUCCAUGAUGCCCCUCCUGCUUCCAUUAUUACUCCCAGAGUACAGAAGAUAUGGUAUGGUGUAGGCCACUGGGCCUCUGGUCUUGCACCAAAAAAACUAAAGCAUAUACUAUUUACUCUCCUUAGAGGAUUAUGGCAUCUUGGUGGUGAGCCAUUGGCUGCCUCUCAUUGAAAUCAUAGUUCAAGUCUGAGCCUUGCUAAUUUGGCUCUUUAGUGAAGAGUUUUAUAAAAGGAGAUAAGUGGCUUUUGCCACAGUAUUUUUUGGGUAAUAUUUUUCAGAAACACAGACUAAAAUGCCUACAGAGAGCCUUGGAUUAGAUGCUAGAAUGGACGUGGACCCUAAAGGCUUUAGUCCCAUGUCAGGACCAGAAGAUAAUAUGAGUUCACCUCCAAGUGUGUUAACAACAGCUUCUGCAGGAUCCACUCCCUCUUCCAUCCCCUCUGCUGGGUCUACACCGUCAUCCAUUCCAUCAGCGGGAUCAACUCCAUACCAGUAUAAUACUCAUGAAGAUGUUGGGAUGAAGCCCAUCACCCCUUCAUCUGACCACCAGCCCAUCACACCAAUGACACCUGACCAGCCCAUCACCCCGGACCAACCCAUCACUCCUGAUCAGUCCGUUCCAUCCGAUCACCCCAUCACGCCAGACCAGCAUCCUCCUCGAAGUCCGGGACUGUAUGCAGAUAGUAUUAAAGAUGGGAUGUAUGUGGAGAAGAUGGAUGUGAGUCCCAGUGCCACCAACAGACACGCUCACCCCAGUGGCAGCAGAGGGAGUGAACGACGUGAAGAUUGUUCGUGUAUUCUUUGUGAGGACCACAGGAGACAUGCUAAUGAUCCUCAGCCAGAAAAUGAAGGUGAUAUAAAGUACAGUGGUGAAAUUAAGGUGAAAACAAAGAGAAACAAAGACUCAAAUGCACAACGGAAGCCUCGUAAGCGCAAACAAUCUGGGAAGAUGCAUUAUCAGAGUGAAAUUUCCCAAGAUUCUGAAGAGACUGGGAUCAGGAUGAAGAUAAAAGUGACCUUCCCUCCAGAGAAAGACAGUACUUGCCAUGCAGUAACAGACUCGUCCUAUGGGAACCGAACUCUGAGUGUUAUGUCUAGUCCGGGUGAGAAGGGGCCAGGGAAGAGAAAAAGUUCCCACAGUGGUGACAGUGACAACUCCAGAUUAUCACCUGGAGAAGGGGGAAAGAGAAGGAGAAAAGCAUCGGAGUUUGUGGAGUGGGGUCCAAUUCAGAGUGAUGUUGAUGGUGAGCCUCAGUCCCUCUGGGCUUGGAAGUUACCUGAAAAUGUUCUCUUUAACAUCCUGCACUUGGCCACUCGCUCAGUGGGAGCAAUUCCUCUUCUUCCGCGAACAUCAAGAGUUUGCAGAUUGUGGAGACGUGUCUCAGCAGACAAACGCCUGUGGCACACUGCUGACCUCGCCACAGGACGCAUCAAGCCUCGUCAUCGCAAUGAGAAGAAACUGUUGUGGCUGUUGGAGAACAGAUUGAGUAAUGUUGAUGACCUCACCUUAGCUGGAUGGAAUGAAGCUGUGACACCACAUCUCCUGCCAAGGCUGGUGCAGUUGUGCCCAAACCUUACUGGUCUCAACCUUUCCUACUGCCAUAAAAUCCAUUCAGAAAAUCUUCAUACUUACUUGUCCAACUGUCCAAAGCUCCAGCGCUUGGAUCUUACUAAUGUCAUGGCAUCUCAUAAGCCAACCCCUCGGUGUGCUGUGGGACAGCAGACAUUAGCAGACUUGGCAUCUACAAUGAAAGACAGGCUAACUCAUCUCACCUUGGCCAACAAUACUCUGUCCAAUAUGCCAUCACUCAUCAAAUCACUAUCUGAUAACUGUCCAAACCUUCAAACACUUGACCUGUCAAACGUUAUGACCGUUGGACGUGAUUGUGUCUUGAUCAACAUUGAGAGGUUACAAAAGGGCUGCACAAAUAUGAAGACUUUGAGGCUAACGAACUCAAUGGUCAGGCUUGCUCAGACAUCCCUGUCAGAACAAGCAUCAUCACCAGGAUUUCCUGAACUGGAGGAGUUAAGUUUGGCUGUGGAUGGUAACCUUAGUGUGGGUAUGAAUGAUGGAGAACUUGAAAGGGUCCUCAAAAACUCUCACAAGCUUCGUCUCCUUGAUGUGAGAGGGUGUAUGAACAUCACUGAUUCCUCACUAGUUCGCAUUCCACCUUGGGAUUUGGAACACUUGUUUCUUGCUGGAUCAACCUCACCCAAGAGCUAUUCCGACAGACUGGAAUUGGUGGUCCGAAAGUGGCAGCACUCUUUGGUAGAAUUAGAUUUGUCGUGGACAGCUAAUGCAGACAGUAUUGAUGCAGCUGUGAUGGCUAUAUCAGAAGAGCCUGAUAAUAAGCUCAGGUACCUGAAUAUGUGUGGGUCUUCAGUUACAUUCACUCCAAUACGACAAGUAUUAACAAGAUGUAGCCAUCUAGAGAACCUGAACCUGACUUCUUGCCGUGCCCUGCCACGAGGGGUGAAGCGUUUCCACGAAACAACUCAAUUGGCCACCCUUCGAGCAGACAUAGCAAGUGGUAAAUUUGAUGAGGCCCCCAAUGAGGAUGAAGAUGAUUAAGCCUUUGGAGGGGCCACUAGAUGAGAGCCAAAUUUCUGACCAGCUCAUGUGCCCAGUACAAAGCAAAUAUGGUUUGCCUUCCAGCCAGUGACUGUGAGGACUCCUUCAGAAGAGGAAAUCCUACAUGCCUGUUGAGAGGAAGUAGGCCUCACAAAUUGGAUUUAGCAAGUUGAGGUCAAAUCAAUAUUUUGAUGAAGUUUACCACAAAAAAUAUGGUACUGUAUAUUGUUUUGUAAAUGUUUUACAGUCUAUGAAGGGUGGGUGGGGAGGAAUUAUAUAUGAUGUUUAUAGUCUCACUAUGUAGGCUUGUAUUCAGUAGAUUGCCUCAGAUUAAGCAUUAUGCUCCCCAUAUCCUUGACAUGAAGUAGCAUUUCUGAAGCAUCAUGUGUCGUCCUUAUGGAAUACAGACAUGAUUGAUGAAAGUGUCUUGUAAUUUAUAAGAGACGUCAAGGAUUUAUAGCCACAAAUGGUUAUCAUGGGAUGUUGGUGUGAUGUUUAGCCUGGGUGCAUUUCCUAAAUUGGCUUGUAGGUUUUCUUGUUUAGUCUGUGUUUGUUGUCUUACUACCAGGUCCUCCAUAGAUAAUAAUUUUCAAAGAGUAAUAUCCUGCCAGUGCUAAAUUAAAUUUUUAUCCUAACAUUGCAUUCCUGACAAGUCACUCUUGUCUUGGAUGCCUUGGAUUAAUGCUUAUCAUAAUAAUUUGUCAUUGUUUUGUGUGAAUGUUUCAUUAUUCCUGUAAAAAUUCUACAGGUUUGCUUUUUCAUUAUCUGCAUUUUAUAUAAAUAUUAAAAACAUAAGUUUAUUAAUCUUUUCUUGAAUAAAUACUCUGACGAUAAGAAGUCUCUGCCAUCCGUUGUUUUAUGUAAUCAAAAGAUUUUACAAGAUUAGCAACUGGAAAGUCAAGCUUGUGGUAUGUUUGUUUCAGUAGAUUUAGUUUAAAGAAAAAUUGAGACAAUUUUCAUUGAUAUAAAGUAGUUAUUGAUUUUAUUACUAUGUAUGCAGAUCAUGUUCAUUAUUGCAUAAACUGUUAUUGGUUCUCUAAAUUUACUGUAUCUAGUAUUCACUUCACUAUUUGAAUCCUAGAAAUCAUGCCAUUAUGAAGUGCAUAUCCAAUCAUUACAUAUAGAUGAAAUAGAUCUGUAUUAUAUAUAUUAUAUAUAUAUAUAUAUAUAUUUAUAUAUAUAUCUAAGGUUUUUUUUUCUGUUAUUGCUAUGAAUGCAUGACAUUAAAAUAUUUAAUUCUAUUUAUCACAUUAGGUUUUGAAAAAUUGUUUUGAUAACAGGAAUUAAUUAACUCUGUUAUUGUAUAAAUUCCACUGCCAUUAUUUAAUUAGUAGUGCAAGUGAUUCUUGGUUUUUAGCAAGAGAAUAGCAGUACUCCUUUUUAUAAAUAUUGAUUUUUCAAUAUACCUUUGCUGUACUUUUAAAGUGAUGAGAAUUAAAAUUGGCAUCAAAUGGAAUUCCAAUAAAAGCAGCCAUAUAUCCUGAGGUAAAUUUUAUCAGAAUCUUGUUAUAUGUCCAACUUCUUUUAUCUUCUUCACUCAAAGAAUAUUAGCAUGGUUUGGCAUUAUUCUAAAAUCUUAGAGAAUUAGUUCAUAUUUUGCACAAUAGUAUUUUUACGUCCUUCUCAAGGACAUACGUAAAAUGUUGUGCCUUCCUGUGUCCGUGACAACCAUUUAUUAUUGGUCCAGAUUCUAGUUACCAUGUGGUAUUCUCUGAAUUUGUGAAUGUGGAGAACUCAAGUCUUAGUGAUCUGCUUGAUGACAUGAAUUACCAGCACUUCCCCAUAAGUGGUAACUGGAUAUAAUGGACUGUUUUAUAAAGUAAUGGUUGGAUGCAUUUUUUACAGUAUAUGAAAUUGAUCAAAUUUUUAUAAAAAAUUUACUGUAUGUAUCAGAGUUACUUUCAUGAAUGCUAUGUUAGUGCUUGUUAUUUUAUUUAUUUUACUAGUAUUCAUUGAAUCUUUCUUACUUUUUUUAAAUAGCUUUUUCACCAAAGUUAGGUGUGGUGUGUUAGAUUUUUGGCAUGGUCAAGUUGUAGCUGUAAGAAAACAUAACCCAAAAUGUUGUUCAUGCAAACCUUGUGCUGUAAUACUUUCUUUUUUGUGUGUGUGCUUUUGUUAAUGGGUAUUCACAACUUCCAAGUGAUUAAAACAAAAACUGACUGCAUCACUAUGCACAUGAAUUUACUCAGAACAGAAUAGUAUAUGGAUAUACUAGGGAAUAUACUCACAAAAUUUGUCCUUCUGCAUUAGUGUGACGUUCAGUAUUGGGGACUCACUGGAGCUUUACCAACACUUGUGCUCUUGGAGUUUUCCAGUUAAUGGAGGAAGUAUUUUUCACAAGAUUUGAACAGUAUACAGGCUCAACAAUUGAAACUGUAGAUAGGCAUCGUAAAAGCAUGGUUUAGAUUUGCCUUACUAUGCUCUUGUAUAGUCUCUCUCUCUCUCUCUCUCUCUCUCUCUCUCUCUCUCUCUCUCUCUCUCUCUCUCUCUCUCUCUCUCUCUCUCUCUCUCUCUCUCUCUCUCUCUCUCUCUCUCUCUCUCUCUCUCUCUCUCUCUCUCUCUCUCUCUCUCUCCCCCCAAAAGUACUGCUUAUAGAUAAUUUAUUUCAAGAUAGAAUUCAAGUUGUUUUUGCAGGUUGUUUUUGCUUUCAACAUCAAAAUUUCAGCAAUAACUCAAAAUCAUUUAGGAUUUCCUAAAAUAAGCUUACAGCUCCAAGCAUUCUGUUGUCUAUUAACUUCAUAUCUUUCAUGUAGUAUAUGAACAUUGUAUUUAACUCUUAUCAAUUACAGCAGUGUGAUACAUGAACAAUGAUCCGUGAAUACUCCGAGUCCUAUCAUUAAAGUCCUAUCAUUAAACUUUAUAAUUGGUUUGGAGAUAUGUUUAUUAGAAUAUAUAAUUGGUUUUUAUGAUAAUCCUAGGCAUAACAAAGUACAAGCAUAAAGGAUUUGCAUCUCAGAAGAAUUUAGUUUAAAGCUAUUAGAUGUGUUUUCAUUAUAACGUGCACACACACACCCACACACACAACAUGAGUUAACAAUACCAAUCAUGAUUAUUAUUCUAUUCAAACAUGAAUUUUGAAACAGUCAAAAUUGUAAAAUUCUGAGGAAUUCUUAUAAGUGCAGUGCUAAUAGAUGAUUUGUUCCAUAUCAAAUGAUGUAUCAGGUAUCCAGUAUUCAUGUUUAUAUUACAUAUUGGGGAUAUUAGAUUGCAACUGGUAAAUUAUUAACUCGUUCCAGAAAAUUAUGUGAGAAGUGUAAUGUCUUGUAAUUAACUAGGGAGAGUAUUUGUCAGUGGCAUUGGAAACAUUUGACGUCUGGUAUGAAAAUAUUCCGUACAUAGUAUAAGGCAUGAUAAACUCUUGACUUUUGUGUUAAUGAGUUGAAAAAAUUGCCUUGUUAUUUGUGUUAUUUUAUACAAUGUGCAGAUGUGUUAUAGGGAAUCCAUGUGUAAUGUGCAGUGUGAAGCUUACACAAAUACUAGUAUCACAUGUGUUAGUCACACUUACAGGCCCCAGUUCAAGGCUCUACUUUUCCCUCACAUGUGUGCAUCUGGCAGACUACAUUUACCAAUAUCAUACCAAUAUUCUCUUGAAAGAGGUUUAGUCAAGGUGAGAUCUUCAGAAUUUUGGAAAGAAGCAAAUCUGCCCUCUACAUUCCCAUCCUGCCCCAUCAUAGGGGGAAUAUAUAGACCCGCUUUUUUUAAAUGUGGUGGUAGCAUUUACUAAUACCAAUGUAACCAUUUUCAGUUUUUUAAACACUCUUCCAGCUCAGCACUAAGGGGCAAGGUCGACUAAACCUGAGGAAAUCGUAUUAGAGAUGCUGGGGAGAACUACCCCUCCCCAACAGCAAACCCCAAUGAUAUUUACCUGUCCUAUGCAACAGAAAGUUAUGGUAGAAAUAUUAAAAUGUACCAUGUUCCUAUGUGAAAGAAAAAUUGUAUACAUCCUCUAAAUUCAUAAAUUUUGGUGUUUGAAAUGCUGCAUUUGGGUGUGUUUGGGAGACUGCAUUUGCAGCCCAAGAGUAAUGGUUUGUUUAUGACCAGCGUCCACUGUGAGUUGACAAGUCCCGGUAUUAUUUUACUCUUUCAAGAGUCUCAACAUGGCUUUUUCUUACCCUUGUCAAAUAGAUCUCCUCAUUCUGAGUAAUUUGAGCUCCAUAUAUAUCCACUGCAAAUUAUUUAUAACGUUGACAGCAAUUUUUAAAGUUUAGUCAGGUUUAGUUUGGUUAUGGGGGAUUAUUUUUGACUGCUAUUGCUUUUAGAGCAGGCACGAUUAUUAUUUGUUAGUAUGAGGGUAAAGAAAAUAUCAAUAAUACUAUUAUAAUUCCCAUAUAUCAAGAAUUAUAAAACCCACUCAUCUCUUGGAAGGCAAUUCCACUGGCCUCGACACAGGCCUGUGUACUUUCAGUUUUUAAAAGUAACUAGAUGGAUCUUCAUUUUUCUUUUAAUACUGUACACAAAGGAAUAUCUUGCACGUGAGAAACACUCACUAUUAACUAUACUACAAGCCAAAAUAGGUCCGCCCUUCACCUCUGAUCAAGCCACUCAUGAUCACUCCUAACAUCUCUAUACAGUCAUAGAUUUCUUCAUUAUUAUAUGUUGUAUGAUGAUUCUGAAGGCAUAUAUGGAUAGAUCACCUCUUUCUUUAGCUAUAGCUGGAAGAAAAAUACAAAAGUUGAUCUAGUAAAUGAGAAGUAACAAGGUUUGACAACUUUUCCUUGUUGCUGAGGGAAUCAGAGCCGCCAACCUAUGUGGAAAGCUUAGUAUAUACUAACCCAACGUUGGGGCUUGUAUCCGGUGUUUAGCAAACGUGACUGCAGGGUUAGUAAAGGCAAAUACGACUGUGGGGCUUGCUGCUUCAUAAUUAACACAAUGUUUAAAAAAAGCGGGCCAUACAGGAAGGGGUCCUAAGCCCCAUCACUACUACUUAGUUGCCUUCGUGUCACAGUGAGUAUGAAGACAUGCACUCCAUGCCUCAUGUCUUAGGACUGGCUAUGUGGUUAAAAACUCUGGCUAACUGCACCACUUAUUAUAUAUAAACCCCAGUAGUGGGCAGUGGAUUCACUUCUUCCACACACACACACUAAUGUGGAUCACAUAAUAGUUGAUUGCUUGCUUUACCCCAUCAUACUGACUUCCUUAGCAGAUCUUAGUCUCUCUCUCUCUCUCUCUCUCUCUCUCUCUCUCUCUCUCUCUCUCUCAUGCUUCUAAUUUUUCCUGGAGACUUAACUAGAUACUCUUCACUAAUAGUGCAACAUAUAGCUUUUCUGUUCAUGUAUUCAUUGUUUGAAAGUGGAUUACCUCUUCAAAAUUAUAUUUGAAUAUUUAAUACACUUUAUAUUUAUUUGGACAAUCACAUAUCUUGGUGAUCCCUUCCCUCUUACAGUAACCAUGGAUUAAAGAGUGUGUACCAUAACCUAAAAAAUUGAACACUUGGAUGACUUAAGUAGUACUCAUUUUGCUUGGAACAUUUUCAUGUGUACUGCAUUUUGAGGAGCUCUUCAAAGAAGUAUUUUAAACUUUAUCAGAACAAUCUAAAUAUUAGUUGGCAAUUUAGUUGAAAUUAUCUCUGGGUUAUUUAAGAUGUAUCAGGAUAAGUAAAAAUUUCAUCUUUCAAAACAUUAAAAUAUGAAGUUUAUACUGCUAAAAUUCAUAACUUGUUAAGUGCAUCUAUGAUUGUGGUUUAUACUUGUUGCAUAACCCAGAAGUGCAUACAAUAGUAGCACAAUGGUGCUCUUUGCAUUAUAUUGCAGUCAGUGCUUGUAUUGUUCAUUAGCUAAGACAAUAAUUAUUUUUAUGCAAUAAGCCAACCAUGCAGGUCACUUUAUUUGUGUAAUUGUCAUUAAAAAAACAUAGGAUUUUCCUUUAGAUGUUCAGUUGACAUUUCAGAUAAUACUGUAUAGUAACCAUAAUGUACAUUCUUUUAGAAUAAGAAUGUAGCAGAUACACAUUUAUCCAUCUUUGCCCACAUUUACACCAUCAGCUUUCCUUGUACAUGGAGCUUGUAUAUAUCUGAAAUAGAUUUAGUUUUCUUGCUGCAAUUUCAAAAUUAUCAAAUGAAUAGAAUUUUUAAUGCUUAUAUUAACCAGUCAUGCUUAAUGGUAAUUUUCAAGAGAAGUGUUUGGUUUUUAUCAUAAUCUCAUGGCAAAAUUAAAAUGAUAUCAAAUAUCAGUGUUGAUAUAAAUAACUUACAAAGUUUAACAAAUCCGCCAUCAUACUAAGAAGUUUGUAUUGUUUCAUGAUGUUAAUUAAAUUUGGAUAAGAGAUUGAACAUGUAAAUAUACAGAAGGAAAAGUGUUACACAAACUGAUACUAUGCAAUUGAUUUGAUAAAAAUGAAAUUAUAAUUAGAAAUUAAACUUAAUACUUUCUUUAGAUGUGACAUUUGAUAAUAUAUAAAUGCCAUACAAAUUUUGAUGUAAGUAAUAAUGUUGGACACCACAUUUUGCUUUUAUGUUAACUAUAUAUUUAAUUUGUUAUGUGUUGGAGAUGUAGGAUGUGUUAUAAUGAGAAGGCAUUGAAUGCUGUUGAGAGAGUUAUCAAUCCAAGAAUCAUAACUACUGUAUAAAUGCAUGCUCCUUAUAGUUGAAACACCAAUAUUAAACAAGUCUCAUUAUUAACUAGGUUGGUGCUUGCUUUCUCAUUUCUGCACUUAGUCAGUUAGAUUAUAAUCUAUCAAUCUGGUAAUGACAUUCAAUUUGAACAUAAUAUUGAGUUAAAUCUUACUGAAAAUGACUAAGUAAAUCUGUAAAUAUCUAAUGUAAUUAGAAGAUACAUUUAAUUGCAUAUUAUGUAUUUACUGUCAGAGUAUUUAUUUUUUUGUCUUUAACAAGGCAUUCUUACCAAGAUAAGAGUGACUGCAGUCAUUACUCUUAUUACAGAUCUUGCUCACAAUUUUUUUAAUGCAGUAAAAAUAUAGUUAGCUUCCUAAUGGGGGGUUUUGGGGCUUAAAAAGAGAACUGUGAAUAGAAUGGAUGGUAAAGUAUAUAGUAUAUAUAACAUAUAUCAUGAGGCUUGUAAGUCAAUUCAAAUACAUGAAAUUGUAUAAUUUAAUGUUGGAAUGAAUAUACAAUGUAUUUUGGCAGUGUAAUGAUAUUGUAUAAGUGCCACUUAUCCAGAUUUUCCCACAAAAUCUUGAUUUUAUGAAAUUUUCUUAAUUUUAUUAUGCAGUCCUAUUCAACAUAUGAGUAUUGCCCUGAAGCAAGUAACCUUCAUUCACUUGAUUGAUUGCCAGAACCUUUAGUUCAAAGUGAAUUUAUCCACUAGUGUGGAGACCAGAUACAUAUUUCUUGGAAGUACAAAUACUUGUGUGUGUAUAUAUAUAUAUAUAUAUAUAUAUAUAUAUAUAUAUAUAUAUAUAUAUAUAUAUAUAUAUAUAUAUAUAUAUAUAUGCUUUUGAUCAGCCCUAUUGUUUUUUUUUUUAUUAGUUAUUUUGUUUGAAUAUUUUCUCCAUUUGCUGAUACUGUAAUAGGUAUGCAGUGACAAAAGCUCCCAGAAGAAAAGUAUUAGUACAGUAGUUACAUACUUUGCUGAAUAACACUUAGGUGAAAGUGACCUGAAGCUGUGGGGAUUUACAAUAUAUACCUAUAUACUUUUUUUCCCCUUUUUUCAGAAACAGAGAAAAGUUUGAGAAAUUAUUUGUGUUUUAUAAGGAGAAUAAAGAAGAGUCUGAGUGAUAUAUGAAUUUGGUAAAGCAAGAAGAAAGGAAUGACUUAGUGUAGCAUAAGUUUAGUAAAAUGGAGAGAUUAAGUACUUCUAUACAGUUUAUAGCAAAUAUUUUGAGUGGAUAGGGAUAAGAAGGAAUAGGAUUAGGAAGGAACAUAAAUGGUCAUUUAUAGUUAUUCUGUAGGAAGUGUUUUCUUAUUUAUAAUGUUAUGAAAAUUCUUGAAGAGUAAAGACUCAGUACAGUAUGUUGAAAGAUGUUCAUAUGCAGAAAUUGCACUACUUGCAUUUUUAUACAAAUAUCAUAAUUGAUAUUCAUAAUUAGACCUUUGUUAUCUGGAUAUGUGGCACACAAAUACAGUGUUAUUUUGUUAUUUAGUGUACUUUAAAUGCCAAAAUAUUCCCAAGUACUUCCAUACCAACUCCCCCUCUUACAAAUAGUAAUUCUUAGUACUGAAAUUGAUCUAUUCUCGUGAAAAAUAAUGGCAAAUUCAUUAUCAUAUUUGAGGUUAGAUUGCAGCUGGUUUUUCAUUCAUUCAUAUAAAUGUAAGUCAGUCAUAAGGUAUUUAUUUUUUUGCAGUUCCUUAUACUUUAUACAUUUUCAAGAAUAUUUCUCAUUUUUUCUUUAUAUUCUUUUAUGGCCUCUCAACUGCUUUAUAAAAGCAUGUAAAGUGUCAUUGUACAUAGAAAUUUAAGAGUUCCAGAUUUUUAUGUCGAGUCCUGUACUCAAGAUCAUGGUCAGUGUGUAUUCAUAUGCAAGUUUCAGACCUUCCUGACUCCUCUACCUAUUUCUUAGUAACUGCUUGAAGGCAAACAUAUGACAAGUGAAGGGUCUCAUGAAUAUGUUUUAUCUUUACAAGAUCAUAUUUGGUAAACUAAUUUUUGUAUUAUUCAAGCAAUAACUAAGAAUAUAGAUCUAUUAUAUGACUGAUGACUUAUACUGUACUUACAGGAGGUUAUUACAAAGCCUCAGUUAUGUUUAGAGUGGUAAAGCUUGUUGCGUGAAAUAUGUAUUAUAAAAUCAAGACAGUAUGACUUGUCAGUUAUAUCAUUCUCUUCACACAGAAUUUAUUUUAAUGUAGGGUCAGGGAAAGUAAUGUCAAAUGUAAAUAAUGCAACCGCCCACAUCCAGAGAGCACAAGUUACAAUGUGAGCUGCAAUUUGGCACAGGUACACUGAAUACCCAUGAGGCUAGUUACUUAUUUUUAUUAUUUUUUUAUCGUCUUAUUUUUUUUAAGCCUUGUGGCUAUUCUAAUAAGCAUGUUCUUAUCACUAGUCUCUAGCAUCUUUGUAUUUUGUUUUCCUGCAGUUUUGAAAAUGUUCUGUUUUGAUGGAUGUAAUUACUUAUGUAUUAUAGGUGGAAAUAUCAAAUUAAGUUUUGUUUAAAAAAUAAAAAAAAACAAGUUAAAGUUCACAAGUUGCCUGUUGCUUCGUUAUUUUUAAUACAUUUAUUUUCAUAUUUUGAAAUUAAGAAUAAUGUUAAAAUGGAAGAUCUGAUAUGCAUUUAAUACCAAACAGAACAUUGUACAUAAAUGUUCCCUUGUGUUUUCAAGGUCUUGCUCACAGGAGGAAUCUAAAACACACAUUGCCAGUGUGGCAAAUAUGAAUAAUCAGAGUGGACUUGGAGUUUAUCAAAAAACAAUAAAUAUAUAUGUAUAGCAUUGUACUAAUUCAGUAUGUUUAUUUUUAUACAGUCAUUAGUAAUGAUUAUCUGUGAAUUUGUAGUAUUCUGAACCAGUGAAGUUACUUUGUAAACAAAGGAAAAUGGCUAAGUUUUGUACAUUCUGCAUAUUGAUCAACUCUAAAACCACUCUUGUAAAUGAAACUUAGAAUUAUAUAUAUAUAUAUAUAUAUAUAUAUAUAUAUAUAUAUAUAUAUAUAUAUAUAUAUAUAUAUAUAUAUAUAUAUAUAUAUAUAUAUAUAUAUAUAUAAUUCUAGCUACAACCCUCCUGUGAACAUGAUCAUAUUAGAUAGAUAUAUUAGAAAAGAAUAUUAAAGUGUAUGGAUAGUU
Molecule: messenger RNA, 13101 nt
Organism: Scylla paramamosain (green mud crab)
Lineage: Eukaryota; Metazoa; Arthropoda; Malacostraca; Decapoda; Portunidae
Gene: Fbl6
Product: F-box/LRR-repeat protein 6-like
Exons: 12
Coding region: 1153-3432 (759 amino acids)
Cellular component (GO): SCF ubiquitin ligase complex
Molecular function (GO): protein binding
Source: RefSeq, a predicted model, not a curated record